AAGGCGAUAUAAAAAAAGUACUGGGGUCACAAUCGUCGUUGAUUUGGACUUGUUUUGGCCAUUGUUCAUUUCGCCCACACUGCUUCACUCGACUGAAAAUGGAGAAUCAGGGUUUUACAUUUUGAAAUUCGGAGGCAAAACAAAGCAAUGGAAGCCAUUCAAUCACUAUACAUGCAUAACCUAAACCAACCUACACUUGAUAAACAGUAUUUAGGGUUUGAUCCUCAACCUCCCGAAGCGGCGUCAUUUUCAUCGGAACCCAAUCUUCAAAACCCUAGUCGGGAUCUCCCAAAAGCUGAGGAAAACGACGUUGAUGAUGAUGAUGAGAUGUUGCUGCGAAUCAUUUUUGAGGAGCUUCAGAAUCUGGUGUUGAACCAGGCGUUCAGUGAAGAGAGAGCAAAAGGAGGUGUUUAUGAAUCUAUUAAGGCAAAAUCUGAGAGUGAAGAUGAAAAAGAUGUGCAAAUGAUAGUUGAAGAGCUUAAGAAUCUGGUGGUAAAUCAGGCAUUCAGUGAAGAGAGAGCUAAAGGAGAUAUUCAUGAAGGAAAUGGAAGAGACGAAGUGGGAAAUGAGUACGGUGGUAAUCAUUAUGAAGAUGGUGCUGGUUGGAGCGAAAAUGAAAAUGUGAUUGAUGUGAAAAAUGAGAAUGGUGGUGAAGUGGUUUCAAGGGAAUGGGGAUUUGAUCACUAUGAAGAUGGUGACUAUAGUUGGAGCGAAAGUGGAAUUGUGGUUGAUGUGGAAAAUGAGAAAGGUGGCGAAGCUGGUUCAAAGGAAUGGGGAUUUGAUCACUAUGAAGAUGGUGACCUUAGUUGGAGCGGAAAUGGAAUUGAUGUGACAAAUGAGAACGGUAGUAAGGCGGGUUCAAAAGAAUGGGGAUUUAAUGCGAAUGGGAGGAGGUUGAAUUACCCGUUAAGGCCUGAUGCUGUGGAUUGUGCUUAUUAUAUGAAAACAGGGACAUGUCAAUAUGGAUUGAAUUGCAAGUUUAAUCACCCUUCCCGAAGACAAAACCAGUGGGCAAUGGAGAAGGGCAAGCAAAGGGAUGAAAGUGAGGAAAGAGCAGGGCUGAUUGAAUGCAAGUAUUACCUAACAGAAGGAGGGUGCAAGUAUGGAAAUGCCUGUAAAUAUAGUCAUAGUAAGAGAAAGGGUGCAAUCUCACCUGUUCUGGAUUUUAACUUUCUUGGCCUGCCAAUUCGACAGGGAGAGAAGGAUUGCCCCUUCUACAUGCGCACUGGGUCUUGCAAGUAUGGAUCCAAUUGCAGGUUUCAUCAUCCUGAUCCUACUACAAUGACUGGAAACAAUCCUUCCCUUGGAUACAACAAUGGUGGAUCUGCUCCAGUACAAAGUGCCUCCUAUUCACCAGUGUCUUCUUGGUCUUCACCACGAGCAUCGAAUGAGACAGCUCCUUUCAUACCAGUGGUAUAUCCAGCAAACCAAGGCAUUCUUCCUCUAAGUCCAGAAUGGAACAGGUUUCAGGCCCCGGUCUAUCAAACCUCAGAGAAGAGCCUACCUACACCUCCAGCAUUUACUAUGAAGGAUCCAGCAACUAAGACGAACAUUUAUUCCCGACCUCAACCACCGUGGCUUGUUGAAGAAUACCCUGAACGUCCAGGUCAACCUGAUUGCAGUUACUUCAUUAAAACAGGAGAUUGUAAAUAUAAGUCUGACUGCAAAUUUCAUCAUCCAAAGACUCAAAAAUCCCUGACAAACCCCCCGAGUGUUCUCAGUGACAAGGGCCUGCCACUAAGACCAGGCCAAGCUAUCUGUUCAUUCUAUAGCCGUUACGGGAUUUGCAAGUAUGGACCUGCCUGUAAGUUUGAUCAUCCCGAACAUAUUGACAACCCAGCGUCUUCUCCUGCGCCUGCUUUUUAUCAGCCUCCAUUUGGCAUUUCAUCUGCAUCAGAUGGCUUGAGGAUGGCGAGGAAAGGAAAUGGAAGUGGCUCUCUAGUACAUCAGUCUGUCUAAGAAAUCUUCGCAUCCAUUUCACCCAGAAUUUAGAACAGAAAUCACAUGGCUCUUUAGCGUUUUGUGUUGUCAAAAGCUCAAGCAAAUAGGAUUUUGUAUAUUAUAGCUUGUUUUAAGACUGCAGGAGGAUAUAUGCAUGACGAUGCAGCAGUAUGUCAUUAGGAACAUUAACUUAAAUCAGAUGUGCAACCUCUUUUUAAUGUUAGUUCUUGCUCGAGCAUGAAAGUUUCAUUUCG
This is a messenger RNA of Solanum verrucosum, 2195 nucleotides long. Its product is annotated as zinc finger CCCH domain-containing protein 67-like. The transcript has 6 exons. The coding region runs from base 148 to 1959 and encodes 603 amino acids. Gene Ontology annotation, molecular function: metal ion binding; mRNA binding. NCBI's taxonomy places the organism in Eukaryota, Viridiplantae, Streptophyta, Magnoliopsida, Solanales, Solanaceae. The record is from RefSeq and is a predicted model, not a curated record.